AACAAAAAAUAAAUGUAUAAAUAAUAAAAACUCAAAGAAAAUGAGAUCUGUCAAGAUAUGGAGACCUCGUCAUCUGAAAAGGUAAAGAAAUACAAAGAUCUACCUAUGCUUCCUCCACUUCCAGACUCUCUCUCCAUUCUUGUUCACGCACUCAAUGUUCCAAUCUCCUUCUCUCAACGUAAAGAAACAAACAAAGGUGCGGGGAGUAGUCGUCACGACGCGGGGAGCUGGGUCGAGGUGUGGGGAGCUGGGUUAGAAGCGAUGGCCGAGGAACGGCGUCGCUGUGCGGGAGAGGCGCCGAUCGACGUCAGCGGAAGGAGGAGGAGAUUUGGGACGACGGACGAGAGAUGGAGGAGAGUGAGCAGUUGCUUUGCUACAUCGCUCGACUCGACGAAAGGGAAGGGGGGAAUUAGAUUUAUUCCCAACCUCCAGAAAUCUUGACGUUUCAUCACUAGCCAGUAGUCGGAUAAGUCCGGUCAGACCCCGAUUUUGACCCACUUUGACCGGUUGUCGGCUAGCUAGGAAUAUGGUUGGCGCUGGCCUUUUUUCAGUUUUUGUGCUAGGUUUCGGUUCAACCCUGCCAGACCGACUGGUUGGAAUUGGGUUUGACAACCUUAUGUUUAACCCAAACACAAGAAGUGAAUUUCAUUGUGAGUUCCUUCGAUCUAAUACAGUUUUCGGACAAGUUAGACUCAUGAACAAAACAAGAACCGAUAGUAAAAUGUGCAUAAUUGG
Linum trigynum is the source of this 735-nucleotide messenger RNA. The record is from the annotation of a GenBank genome assembly. Lineage: Eukaryota; Viridiplantae; Streptophyta; Magnoliopsida; Malpighiales; Linaceae.